AUGCAACUACCGCCAAGGGAAGAAUUCAUCCCAAACUGCACUGAGCUGUAUUUCCCGGACAAUCAAAUGCAUUUUCUUCAGACCGUCUUCCAGUACUUGUGCAACUCAACCUUACAACAGCACAACUUCUCCUGGACCCCCACUAACGAACGGAACCGUGCUAUGACGAGAGGAGAGUUCCUGCUGCAGAGUUUGGGUCCCAGGAAGUGGAACUUCUUCAUACCGGCUUGUGUUACCUACCUCUGCAUCUUUCUGGUGGGUUCCGUUGGAAAUGCUUUAACGUGCUUCGUUAUCGCCAAGCACAAGAUUAUGCGAACACCAACCAAUUAUUAUUUAUUCAGUUUGGCGAUUUCGGAUCUGCUGGUCCUAAUCGUGGGCAUGCCUUUGGAGGUUUAUGAAAUGUGGAGGAAUUACCCGUUCCUCUUCGGUCAGGUGGGAUGCUACUUUAAAACGUUCCUUUUCGAGACUGUUUGCUUUGCCUCUGUACUUAACGUUACAGCGCUCAGUGCCGAGAGGUAUAUUGCGGUGGUUCAUCCCUUUAAAGCGAAAUACAUUGUUACCAGAACUCAUGUGAAACGCGUUAUUAUAGCGCUUUGGGUACUCUCGGUUUGUUUGGCCGUUCCCAACACUAGCUUGCACGGCAUUCAGUAUCUGAAGACACCGUCUGGCGAACGCAUUGAGGAAUCCGCUCUGUGCAUGCUGCUAAAGCCCAUUUGGGUGUAUAAUGUCAUCAUUCAGAUCACCACCGUGCUCUUUUACUUCAUUCCGAUGAUCACCCUGAGUGUACUGUACUUGCUAAUCGGUCUGCAGCUGAAACGAGAGAGAGCAUUCUCCGGGGUGAAGCCCUACUCAACAAAUGGCAAUAACCAGACCGGUCGGAACCGACAGGAGAAGGCGAAGAACCGUCAAAUUACCAAAAUGCUGUUUGUUCUGGUAAUUGUGUUUGGAAUCUGCUGGGCGCCCUUUCACACAGAUCGAUUAAUGUGGAUUCAGAUUGCGUACAAGAAUGGACAAAUGCUCAUAUUGUAUCAGAUUGUACACGUAAUCUCUGGAGUGUUUUUCUAUUUUAGCUCUGCUGUCAAUCCAAUCCUCUACAACCUCAUGUCUACUAGAUUCAGAGAGAUGUUUAAGGAAGUGAUAUGCAAGCGGAAAUCCCAAAGUUACAAACCCACACAGUAUUCAACAAGUGUGACCAGGAUGACAUCCCAUAGCACAGUACUGGAGUCCAGUUCCUGCAAUGGAAUCCCAUUGUCUGAAAUUGAAAACUGA
Messenger RNA from Hypanus sabinus (Atlantic stingray), 1269 nucleotides. RefSeq names its product neuromedin U receptor 1a (gene nmur1a). The record is from RefSeq and is a predicted model, not a curated record. Gene Ontology annotation, cellular component: plasma membrane. The transcript has 2 exons. NCBI's taxonomy places the organism in Eukaryota, Metazoa, Chordata, Chondrichthyes, Myliobatiformes, Dasyatidae. Gene Ontology annotation, molecular function: neuromedin U receptor activity. Bases 1 to 1269 code for a protein of 422 amino acids. Gene Ontology annotation, biological process: G protein-coupled receptor signaling pathway.